Messenger RNA from Talaromyces rugulosus, 1395 nucleotides. RefSeq lists its product as uncharacterized. Gene Ontology annotation, molecular function: nucleic acid binding; RNA-DNA hybrid ribonuclease activity. The record is from RefSeq and is a predicted model, not a curated record. Gene Ontology annotation, biological process: DNA replication, removal of RNA primer. The transcript has a single exon. The coding region runs from base 1 to 1395 and encodes 464 amino acids. Lineage: Eukaryota; Fungi; Ascomycota; Eurotiomycetes; Eurotiales; Trichocomaceae.
AUGCUGAAGUCCACCCCAUUAGGACCGCUUAUAAGGGAGGCAGCUUUGGAACCAGCAGAGGCCCUAUUAGAUAGUAAACAGCGGCGGUAUGCCCUGAGACUCCUAGGACUUCCCCAGGGGCAUCCAGCAGCAGAAAUACUCCCCAUAACGCUUAGGGAGGGAGACGCCCAUGCACAGCCUGGAGAGCAGCCGCUAGAAGACCGAGCUUGGGCAACACCAACCCGCCGAGGCCCCUGGAAGCUGGGCAUGGGCCUGGCCCGCAGGCUACGAGAGGCCUUGACCGCCGACCCCUCCCAGGGCUUUGAGCGUACAAUAGAGCCUAGUAAUAGGUCUAUACCACUAGAUUUCAGGAUAGACUCCCCUGAAACCGCUAUGCAAUUAGCCUCAGACCCCCUAAGUGGGAUAGGGAACACUGACCUUUACUCAGACGGUUCCAGGUUAGACGAUCAGCGCGUAGGCGCUGCGGUAGCUUAUAAGCCACUUAUUAGCCCCUGGAGGUCGCGCCUAGCUCCCCUGGGCGCAGGCUUCGAAGUCUUUGAUGCAGAACUAAUAGGAGUAGUCGAAGCCCUAGAGUGGGCGCUGGCAGAGAAUCUUAGAGGGCCAAUUAGGGUGUUUCUCGAUGCUCAAGCCGCUAUAGGCAGGCUUCAGCAUACCCAGCCAGGCCCUGGCCAAGCCCUGGCGCUGCGGGCACAUGAUCUAGCCAAGGAACUGCAGGCCACCGGCCGCAGGGUUACUAUAUGCUGGGUGCCAGGCCAUAAGGGGGUCCCAGGCAACGAAGAGGCCGAUAAAGCCGCCAAGAAAGCUGCGGGGAAGCCCCGAACAGGCAAAUACUCGGGCAUCUCACUGGCACAUGCUCAACGGGCCUGUACCGAAGCUUAUAGAGCUGCCAGGGCCAACUGGCUUGCUGCAAAGCUUGCAAAGCGUGCCCAGCGGGCAAGCCAGGCCUACUAUCCCCCCCGGGGAUGGAAGCUUGACCCAAUGUUGGCGAACACCCCCAAGCACCUAGCGCGGCGAUAUUACCAGUUCAAGACUGGCCACGCACCAAUUGGGGCCUAUUUGCACCGAAUUAAGGCCCGAGACUUCCCUAAUUGCUUGGGGUGCUCUAGGGGGACUGAGACGGUAAGACACCUUCUUACAAACUGUCGACAGUGGUGCCACCAGCGGGAAAAACUAUAUGCCGGCUUGGCCGAAGCGGGGGUAAAGGCCCUGCAGGAUAGCGAGCAGUGCCCCGAAGCACGCCUAUUCCAGGACCCAAAGGCCACUACAGCGCUGCUGGCGUUUAUAGGGGCCAUUAGGGAGCGAGAGGAUAACCAACAGGCCUGGGAGCAGGCCUAUAAGACUGAUAAUUGGGGCAUUGAGGCCCUGGAUGAGGGAGAGCGAGAGGGGGAAGGAUAG